GCUCUCUCUCUCUCUCUCUCUCUCUCCACACUCUGAAAGUUGCUCUCGCCGUCAAAUGUCAGCAACUGCGGAUCCCGCGAAGGUCAACGAAACAUCUAAGCAUCCAGUCAAGAUCGGUGAUCGAAUAACUAGUGAUGUUGUUGUCAGACUGAGAACUGAUGAAGGUGGAGACCAUUGGUUCUAUUGUCACUCUGAAAUCCUAACAAAAAAAAGCAAGUACUUUGCUGAUCGCCUCUCAGAUAACUGGCCCACUUGCCAAAUCCUCGACUCCCGCUACUGUGUUGAAGUCUACUGCAAAGAACCGGAUCUCAAUUUUCAUGUAUCUAUACUUCGCCUUUUUUACACACCAGAGCCCCAUUCAUGGCACAAUGUCAGAAAUGCCCUCGGCAUCCUCCAAGUUGCCAUCCAUUUAGGCUGCCCUCAGAUGUCUCAUGCUUGUGUUGAAUACUUGGAAGCUGUUCCUUGGGAAGAAGCUGAUGAAGAAGAAAUUUUACGCAUAGUUCCAGGUCUUGGACCUGAGUAUGAACAAAUUCUUGCACGAUUACAGCCUGUUGAUCAAAGUGCUGUUGUUGGAAUUUUCAUCUCAGCCAUCCAAUUUGCCACUUCGUCACCCCCAACUUCGAUGAAGGAGCUGAAGUCCUCUGCUCAGGAGCAGCUUGAGUAUAUGCUUACUGAAGAUGAUGAUGCACCACUUUUAACUUCGGAUAAUGAGGUUAUAAAAUGCGAAGUGAGGAGAUGUGUUAAAGAUUUACUAUCAAGAUUCAAUAUUCAAGUAGAAACAUUAGUAGAUGCAUCACACGAUAGAGUGCAACACUUGAGGUCUCUUUUAUGUGAUAUCUCGUGGGUUAGUCAGAUUCUGAACAAGAUGGAGAUGAUUAAGGAUUUGGUACAUUAUUGGGUUGAUGCAUCAAUCAUAAUAGUGAGUACAGUUGAGAAACUACAUUCUGACGGUGAAAUGCUCGAGACCAAAUUGAAAAUCACCGAAGUUGCUUCAAAGGUCUUGGAGGCCAUCGGAUUAGGAAAUGUGAUACUCCCAACAGUAAAGAGACUUCACAUGAUAAGAGUUUGGCUGCCGUAUGUUCAAAAACUGAGGCCUUUGGUAGAGCGAAGAAAUGUAGAUGAUGAUGAUGAGGAAGUUUCAUCAGUUAGGAUGGAAAAUGAUAUAUGGCAAGGAUUGGAGUCUGCUUUCGUUUCGAUUAUACUUACGCUGCCAUCAAGCGAGCAAGCAGAUAUACUAGCCGAGUGGUUGAGAAGUCAGCACGUUCAGUAUCCAGACUUGACCGAGGCUUUUGAGGUUUGGUGUUAUAGGUCAAAAGUAGCAAAGAGGAGAAUUGCAACAGUAGAUGAGAUGAGCAAUGUGAAGAGCUCAUAGAAUUUGUACUGUAAGGUGAUUGUGUGGGUCCUACCAUUCUCCAUGUUUUAAGGUAGAGGGAAUGAGAGGAUAUGAUGUAAAUGUGUUGUUUAGUUGUUCAGUUCUUAGUAAAUUAGUAAAUUGAUUCGCUAAUUUGCUUUAAAUAUAAGACAACAAUCAUUGUAGCAGCUCCGUUGCUUCCUGAAAAAGGCUCAUCCUGUGCUCUGUUUUAUCUCAUAGCACGCUGGGUAUGUAUUUCUGUAUCGGAAUUUUUUUCAUAUGAAGAACAUGAAUAUUGUUU
This is a messenger RNA of Asparagus officinalis (garden asparagus), 1652 nucleotides long. RefSeq names its product BTB/POZ domain-containing protein At3g05675. Bases 56 to 1372 code for a protein of 438 amino acids. The record is from RefSeq and is a predicted model, not a curated record. The transcript is spliced from 2 exons. NCBI's taxonomy places the organism in Eukaryota, Viridiplantae, Streptophyta, Magnoliopsida, Asparagales, Asparagaceae. Gene Ontology annotation, molecular function: protein binding.